Molecule: messenger RNA, 387 nt
Organism: Gongylonema pulchrum
Lineage: Eukaryota; Metazoa; Nematoda; Chromadorea; Rhabditida; Gongylonematidae
Source: the annotation of a GenBank genome assembly
AUGAUUCAGGUAAACAUCUUAUCGCCGACACUGUUCAGCCUCCAUAAUGAGGGAAAAGGAAUGGAAGCAAAGACCAGCUUGCCACGGCUGCUGAAAACCGCCGGGGACCAAGAUUACAAGCACUGGCUUGAUUUCAUUGUCGAGGCAUCCGGCACAACGGAUGCUAUUCGGAAGUUGCAGGAGCACGUUGAGUUACCGCCGCGAAUCGCAUCGAUGCCACGUGGCGUGGACGGACAACCACUGUAUUUCACACGGGAUAACCUGUCCGAAAUCGCUCCGGAACAAACCAAGAAUUUUGAUGUUCUUGCGCAACUCUCUCGGACCUUGUCACAUAAGCAGGUUUUCGAGAUUUUUCUUCCAGAAACACAAUGUAGACCAUCUUUCUAG